Hylaeus volcanicus is the source of this 4413-nucleotide messenger RNA. Its product is annotated as centrosomal protein of 83 kDa-like. The transcript is spliced from 28 exons. The record is from RefSeq and is a predicted model, not a curated record. The coding region runs from base 106 to 4218 and encodes 1370 amino acids. NCBI's taxonomy places the organism in Eukaryota, Metazoa, Arthropoda, Insecta, Hymenoptera, Colletidae.
AAACAAACUAUGUGCAAUUUAUUUAAAUGUCUUUAGACGUUUUGAGCUUUGAGUUUUGUCAAAGUAGAAUGCUGUUUGUCAAAUUCAACGGAUAUUUUGAAUAGUAUGGUGUUAAAAACGCGUCAACUACUACAACAAUGGUUAGAAGUUGUGAUAAAAAGCAAUUGUAAAUAUGCGAAUUUUAAGGAACAAAUUAAAUCUAUAAAAAAUUCUGACUUUACAUUUCAAGAUCUUUUUACUGUUGUUUUAACAUUUUUUUCAGACACUCUAUUUCAAGAUGAAACAACUGUGUAUGAUUCUCCUGACCUUGUACUAAAUUUCUUCACCCAUAACUUUCAUUAUUGGUUUCCUACGUUGUGUAUUGAUGACAAAUUCAAUUCCUUUAUAAAACAAGCUUCUUGUAAGGCGAAUGUUGAUGAAAAUGAGUGUCUUCAGCAUUUAUGGGGUUGGCUUAUUAUUUUUUCGUUAAUGGAGGUCGGCGAAACGACAUCAUUCUUUGAAGAUAUAUCUUUGGAUGUUGUUACAAAUCUACAAGUUUUUAUGUAUACCAGUUUUAUUGCGAUAGUCAAUCCAGAAUCUACAUUAAAAAUGGAUGAUACUGAAAAGAGUUUGACAUUAUGCCUUGGGAGUGAAGAAAUUACACAAGUAUCACCAGAGAAAGUUCUAAAUCUAUCGCAUGAUAAAGAAGUUCCUCGCAAUCAAAAAAAUAUAAUAACAAGAGAGGAAUUACUACAGCGGGCUGUCGAUCUACAUAAAGAAAACAGUGAUUUUUAUAUGCGUCUACGCGAUGCAGAAAAAGAGUUAAAAAAAGUUUAUGAGACAAAUUGUUAUUUGGAAUCCGAAAUUCAGAAAAAGGAAGAAAAAAUUAUUGAACUAAAUGAAUGCGUUCAAAAAACAAGAGACAUUGAAAUUGAUACAGCUGCACAUUUGUUUACCCUAAAGAAAGCAUUAAAAGCUGAGCAAACUCUUACUAGUCGUUUAAGAGAAAAAACAGCUUCUUUGCAACUCCAACUGUUUGGUUUUUCAAGCAAUACUGGUCACACUAUGAAAAAAAAAGACUUUACUCCCGUUUCACUCGAUAUUUGUUUACUCAAAAAAGCAUCGAGUGUUUCCUAUGAGAACACAAUACAACGGCUUUUGGCUGAAACUCAGCGACAUAUUCUUACAAUAAAACGGCUUGAAAAACAAUUUAAGGAUGAAAUAAGUAAAGGAGUUCGUAAGCAAACUGAAAUCGAAGAUUUAAAAAAAGAACUUUUAAUUAUGACGUGUAUCAAGGCGGAAAGGCAUCAUUUCGAAAAUGAGUUGAUUGCUCAACAAGCUGCUAAUAUGACACAGUUCCAAAUUAUUCAUGAUUUGAAUCAAAAAACUAGUGAAUUAGAAAUACGUUUAGAAGAAAUGAAUAAUUUGAAUUAUGUACCUGUCAAUGCGUAUAUGAAUCAAUCGUUAGAAAACGAUUUAAAAAGUAAAGUAGAUGAUUUAUUAAAGGAACGCACCACACUAUUAACAGAGUUGGAAUCCUUACGUUCUUGCCAUGUUUCACAUAAUGAAAAUAGUUUAUAUAAAAAACAGUUGGACUUAGCUUCUGAGACUAUACAACGUUUACAGACAGAAUUAGCUUGUUGUCAAGUAGAUGCAGAUAAGUAUAAGUCAACAGCUGAUUUUUUGCGUCAUACGUCUGAAGACAAAAGUAAAACAAGAGAGUUUGAGUCAAAGGAAUUAAGAAAUAAAGUUGAAUCUUUACAAACAUUAGUUAAAACUUUAGAAUCUGAAUUGGAAACAUUACGACAAGAAUCGAGGGAAUGGGCCUUAAUAAAGCAACGACAUUUAGAAGAGCAUCAAGCCGAUUCGGAAACUAUUACGUUACUUCGUUCCGAAAAUACACUUAUUCUAUCAGAAAUUGAAGAAAUGCGCAUCAAAAAUCAGGAAAAGCAAAACAAAAUAUGUCAUCUUGAGGACUAUAUAUCCAGUGUUCUUGAACCUCAGAAGGAAAAAUUAUCUUGUGAUAUCCAAAAAUUAGAAGAGGCUAAUGCUGUUUUAAUUGAGAAAGUUAAAGUGAAAACAUUUCUUAUGACCGAAAAAGAAGAACAACUUUCAAUUGAAACAACAGCCCUGAAAACAACACAACGUAGAGUAUGCGAACUGGAAUCUGAGAUGAAAGCCAAUGGUGAAGUUUUAGAAACGUAUAGAAAACGUUUACAAAUCGCUGAGGAAAACUUGAGAAACAAAAAAAAUCUUACGGCACAAUUACGGGCGCAGAUGGAAAAUGACCGAAAAUCCUGUAACGAUUUGGAGAUGAAAUUGCAAAACACAACAGACUCUUUGUUAAAACUAAAAAAAAAUUACACUGAUGUGGAAUCACAAUAUAUGAUGAAAAUGGACGAAUGUAAACAAAUGGAGUUAAAGUUAUCGUUUUAUCGUGUGGAGUUUGAACGUUUAUCUCAUUGUGCUAUGAAUCCUAUGCAAAAUUCAGAGAUAACAAGAGAAGGACCAUGCAGGCAAUUACUACAAGAAAUUCGGUCACAAAUAUCUGCUGGCAAACAUGAACUUGAAUUAUUAGGACAAAACAUAGAAAAACGUUUAGCGGAAAUUCCUAGGUCCACAGGGGAUCAUAAUGAAUUCCAAAUCGAAGAUAUUGUCGAGCAUUUUGAGAAGGAAAAAGUUCAAUCUGCAGCAAAACUUCGUACUAUCACGUUGAGAUUAACUGAAGCGGAAGAUGCGUAUUCAAAAUUACUACGAGAAUAUCAAGGAUUGGGAAAUACUUACACGAUGCUUUUACAACAAUAUACUGAUUUAGAAAAAAAAAAAGCAUCGAAACAAUGCACACCAAAAGGUUCUCUUUCUCCUAGUACCUCAAUAAAGAAUGAAGAUGUUUUAAUUUCAAACCCCAUUAAUAAGGAUAUGAGUAUGAAGGUUACACUGUCAACUAUAAGAACUUCUAAAGAGACGCACCAAGAUAAUAAUAGCAAACACAAGUCGUAUGUCAAACCAUCGCAGCGUAUUGAAACACAUGUUGAGACCUGUGAGGCAAUGUUGAGAAAUGAUACUACAACCUUACCUAGUCGUCCUACGUCGGAAAUGUUUGACACAAUUGGAACCGUUUCUGAAGCAGCUUCUUCUUUCUAUGGUUCACCACACAUUUCUGGUUCCUCUUCGCCCGUUAUGUCUUCUUUACCCUAUGAGACAAUAGAAGGAACUACAUCAAUCGACUUGGCAUGUCCUUCACACAAUACGAAAAUAAACACCGAAGCGAUUCAACCACAUGAGAAGUCACCUAAUCCUAAUAAACGUUCUCCACCACCAAAAAUAAUUCCUAAACCACCUUCUAUCAGUAAAAUGAAUCAUCUUGUGGAAAGUUCGUCUCAGCCUCUAAGACGUCAAGUUAAUUUGAUUAAAAAUGAAGCACCUGUGAUACGAAAAUCUAUUCAAAGAUACAGUUUACGUUCUUCAAUUCAGAAUCCAAACGAACAAAAAAAUGAAUUGGUAACAAAAAGAAAAAGUAUUAUAGGGAAAACUUCUGAUAUGAAAUGUAAGGAAUUCGUGGCAAAAUCCACCUUACCAAGACGUACAUCUGUUAGCAGUCAGUGGUCUACUACUGAACAAUCAACUUUAGCUACCAAUACUUUACUUAAACCAAAAUUUUUAGUUAAGGAACACUCAUUCCCACAUUUUCAAUCAAGCGACACAAUUCAAAAUUUCCCAGAAAAGCGAAACUUUUUCACGGGUCGAAAAUCGUUGGCUGCAGCGACAAAUCCUACAAGUAAACCAUCGUUACCUUUAUUAAAAAGUAAAAGUAUCUCACAACCCAAGCAACUUGCGUCGGUGCAAAGUCUUUUAAUGAAACCAUCUAAAUCUGAUGAUGAAGACACACAAGAAGAACGCGCACAAGAAGAAUGCACACUAUCUCAGGAAACUCCGACGGGUGAACUUAGUACAUUUAGCUCUGCAGUUUUAGCAUCUUCUCUAGGCACACCUUCGUCAUUAAAUAAUUCCUUUGUACUAUCAGGUGAAAUACAAUAUAAUGAUUCCCAAACGAAAAGGUUAAUGUUGAAGCAACAAAGUAAUGAAUUCGAAAAGGAUAUGCUUCUUUCUGUAGCACAUAUUAAUCGUAAACAACCCCAAAUCGCUCCUGGUAAAAAAAAGUUCGCGCAUAAUUCGUCUUUUUCAGGAUUACGCGUGAAUCCAUUAAAGAGUUCAAAGAAUAUAUCUAAUUUUUUUUAAAUUCACAUGAACGAAAAACAAAUGGGUUUGUGAGCAGCAUUUUGAGAGUUGCUAAAAAAAUUUUUUAUAGAUAAAACAUUAACAAGCGAAAAAAAAUAUGUAAUUAAAGUAGACGUUCUUUUUUAGCUUUUUAUAGUUUGCAGCCCCUCAAAACUACCUUAAGUAUUAAAAGUUUGUGUCAAACUAAGAAUCUUA